AUGUCACAAUAUCUGGCCCGGAUCCGUGAAGCCGUCAAUCAAAUCUGCUCCGAGUUUCCCAACACAUACUGGCAAGAACGCGACCAAACAGAGAAGGAUCCCAAAGAGUUCCACGCUGCCCUCGCAAAAGAUGGCUGGCUCGGUAUUGCCCUGCCAGAAUCGCUGGGUGGCUCCGGCCUUGGAAUUUCGGAGGCAACGAUGAUGAUGCAGACCAUCACCGAGUCCGGCGCAGGCAUGGCCGGCGCCCAGUCCAUCCACGCCAACGUCUACGCGACGCAGCCGCUUGCCAAGUUUGGGACUCAGGAACAACUCGAGAGCACAAUUCCCAACAUCAUCUCCGGCAAAUGGAGGGCUUGUUUUGGGGUCACGGAGCCCAACGCUGGUCUCGACACCCUGCGCCUCUCCACCGCAGCGAAGAAGCAAUCAGACGGCUCGUACCUAGUCACCGGCCAGAAGAUCUGGAUCACCUGCGCGCAAGUCGCAUCCAAAAUGAUUCUGCUCGCGCGCACAAAGGCCUUCGAGGACUGUAAGAAGCCGAGCGAAGGUCUCUCACUCUUCUGCAUCGACCUGGACCGCUCUCAGCCUGGGCUGGACAUGCGCAAGAUCAAGAAGAUGGGCGGCCGUGCCGUCGACGCCAACGAGGUCUUCUUCGACAACUACGCCAUCCCCGCUUCCAGCCUGAUUGGCCAGGAGGGUCAGGGAUUCAAGAUUAUCCUCCACGGCAUGAACGCUGAGCGCUGUCUGCUUGCCGGUGAAGCGUUGGGACUAGGCUACGCCGCGAUAACCAAGGCCGCGGAGUAUGCCCGGGACAGAGUGGUCUUCAAGAGGCCGAUCGGACAGAACCAGGCCAUCGCGCAUCCGCUCGCCGAUGCGUACAUGCGGUUGGAGGCUGCGAAGCUAGCCACUUACCACGCAGCAAGACUGUAUGACGCCAGCAAGGAGGACGCGUCCAUUCGUCAGGAUGCAGUUGGAGUGGCUUGCAACAGCGCCAAAUACAUGGCUGCAGAAGCUGCCUUCACAGCUUGCGAGAGAGCUGUUCUUACACACGGAGGUAUGGGCUACGCAGCCGAGUACGAUGUGGAGAGGUAUUUCAGAGAGUGCCUGGUUCCUCGUAUUGCACCUGUGAGUCGAGAGAUGAUUCUGAACUAUAUUGGAGAGAAGGUCCUUCAGUUGCCUCGUAGUUACUAG
Colletotrichum gloeosporioides is the source of this 1188-nucleotide messenger RNA. Its product is annotated as Acyl-CoA dehydrogenase fadE12. The transcript is spliced from 2 exons. Gene Ontology annotation, molecular function: flavin adenine dinucleotide binding; acyl-CoA dehydrogenase activity. The record is from RefSeq and is a predicted model, not a curated record. Lineage: Eukaryota; Fungi; Ascomycota; Sordariomycetes; Glomerellales; Glomerellaceae. The coding region runs from base 1 to 1188 and encodes 395 amino acids.